CCCGGACACGUCAUAUAAAAGUUUUGUCCAAUCAAAAUAAGUAUAUUUCAAAACCGCGAUUUCAUUGGGUUAAGUAAAACUGUAGUUUCAGCCAAUGGUACACUUUCAUUUUCGCGCCCAGAAAAGACUAUAAGUAGGGUAGCUCCGAGUGAAUCAACUAAAACUGUGUUUAGGUUGGUGGAUUAUAAUUCCGUGAUGUCUGGACGAGGCAAGCAAGGAGGGAAGGCUCGCGCCAAGGCCAAGACUCGCUCCUCGCGGGCCGGGCUCCAGUUUCCGGUGGGUCGCGUACACCGUCUGCUCCGCAAAGGCAAUUAUGCUGAGCGUGUUGGUGCUGGCGCGCCGGUUUAUCUGGCGGCGGUGCUGGAGUACCUGACGGCCGAGAUCCUGGAGCUGGCGGGCAACGCGGCUCGCGACAACAAGAAGACGCGCAUCAUCCCGCGCCACUUGCAACUGGCCAUCCGCAACGACGAGGAGCUCAACAAGCUGCUGGGUAAAGUCACCAUCGCUCAGGGUGGCGUCCUGCCCAACAUCCAGGCCGUGCUGCUGCCCAAGAAGACCGAGAGCCACCACAAGGCCAAGGGCAAGUAAGAAAUCUGGUAUCCUUUGCAACUAAGAUCUGUCCAAAAACCAAAAGGCUCUUUUCAGAGCCACCCACUGUAUCAAAAGAGGAGCUGUGCUUUCGAAACCACAUUGU
Molecule: messenger RNA, 694 nt
Organism: Vicugna pacos (alpaca)
Lineage: Eukaryota; Metazoa; Chordata; Mammalia; Artiodactyla; Camelidae
Product: histone H2A type 1
Cellular component (GO): nucleosome
Molecular function (GO): DNA binding; protein heterodimerization activity; structural constituent of chromatin
Source: RefSeq, a predicted model, not a curated record